GGUGCAUUGAAAGACUCUCUCCGUCCGUACUGGAUUUUUUGAUCCAUUGAUGAUACCUGUUUAAUAGCAGCUUCAUUCCCUCCAGCUUCUCCGUCCCCGAGGAGUCCGUGUACCAACAGUGACCAUGAGGUGGACUCGCAUCGGCCUAGCAGCUUCUAUAAGCUUCUGCGGAGCCUCCGCCGCCCUCAAUGGCAAUGUCGAAGCCAAAUUGAGCCAUUUGGCAGGCCCACACGAAGUGCGUCAACCAAACCUUCAGGCACUAGCGAAGCGCAAUGCGACCACACCAAUGUUGAACGUCCUAUCGCGGUUCCUCAAUCGCCGCCAGGCCGGUCGCUGCGGUGAGGAGGGAGGCGGAGCUCGCUGCCCGAAUAAUGAAUGUUGCUCAUCGUAUGGGUGGUGCGGCGAUGCGUUCGAACGCAUGUCUCCCCGGUCCUACUGCGGUGAAAUCGUGGGCUGCCAGCCGCAAUACGGUCGUUGCGGAGAUGCCCCGAUAGUCACUUCCACGCCCAUUCCCUCCUCCACUCCUGCACCGAGUUCAUCGUCAACGCCGGUUGUCCCGUCCAGCACGUCGUCUUCAUCCACGCCACCACUCCCCUCUGGUACUCUCAUCAUUUCGCCCAACGGGCAGUGCGGCAAUGUGACGACCUGUGCCGGAUCCGGGUUCGGAGACUGCUGCAGUGAAUGGUACUUCUGCGGCUCGAGUUCAGCUUAUUGCGGCACAGGAUGUCGCUCCGCUUUUGGUAGAUGCGGCGGUGUCCAGCCUUCGCUGUCUUCUUCCCAACCGCCGAUCCCAAGUUCGUCGACAUCGUCGACCCGCCCGCCGACCUCUUCUCCAUCGCCUACGCCAUCGUCCAGCUCCACGUCGUCGUCCUCCUCGAGAACUUCGUCCAGUUCUUCUGCACGACCCACGCCGACGGUGCCGGUUAGCACAGAUGGACGCUGUGGUUCCGGUAUCUCCUGCACUGGCUCGACCUUCGGGAGGUGUUGUUCAGACUAUGGGUGGUGUGGCAACGAGAUAGAAUACUGUAGCGUUAACUGGGGAUGCCAGCCCCAGUGGGGCGAGUGCGGCGUGCAAUGAGAAAUGCGGAUAUGAGCAUAGAAUGUGGCUAGAUGAGGCGGUUGUUCAGUUUUUGGUGUAUAUACUUUCCCCUUUUGACAUAGAGGGCCGCCUCCGUGGCAGAGAGACCGUGAUGCGCACUUGUGCAUGAAUUCACG
Westerdykella ornata is the source of this 1215-nucleotide messenger RNA. RefSeq lists its product as uncharacterized. The record is from RefSeq and is a predicted model, not a curated record. The transcript is spliced from 2 exons. Gene Ontology annotation, molecular function: chitin binding. The coding region runs from base 125 to 1078 and encodes 317 amino acids. NCBI's taxonomy places the organism in Eukaryota, Fungi, Ascomycota, Dothideomycetes, Pleosporales, Sporormiaceae.